AUGCCUUCCCUCCACAAUUCUAAUGAAUUGAUUUUUUUUGUGAAUGGAAGAAAGGUGAAAGAAGAAAAUGCUGAUCCAGAAGUAAAUCUGCUGUUCUACCUGAGGAAAGUCCAUAUCCUUAUCUUUUAUUGUAUCCAUCUCACAGGUACUAAAUAUGCUUGUGGAGGAGGAGGCUGCGGUGCCUGCACAGUGAUGGUGUCAAGAUAGAACCCCAAGACCAAGAAGAUCCACCAUUACCCAGCUACAGCUUGCCUGGUACCCAUCUGCUCACUUCAUGGAGCUGCUGUCACUACAGUAGAAGGUGUUGGAAGCAUCAAGACCAGGAUUCACUCUGUGCAGGAAAGACUUGCCAAGUGUCAUGGUACACAGUGUGGAUUCUGCAGCCCAGGAAUGGUGAUGUCCAUCUACACGCUACUGAGAAACCACCCAGAGCCAACCCCUGAACAAAUAACUGAAGCUCUUGGAGGUAAUUUGUGCCGUUGUACUGGAUACCAACCAAUUAUAGAAAGUGGAAAAACUUUCUGUGUGAAAGCAACUGUUUGUCAACUGAAAAGGUCAGGAAAAUGCUGCAUGGAUCAAGAAGAGAGAUCUUUUCUGAAUAAACCAGAAAAGAUAUGCACAAAACUGUAUAAUGAAGAUGAAUUCCAGCCCUUGGAUCCAUCCCAGGAGCCUAUAUUCCCUCCUGAGCUGAUAAGAAUGGCAGAAGAUCCAAACAAGAGAAGGCUGACAUUCCAAGGGGAGAGGACCACGUGGAUCAUGCCUGUGACUCUGGACGACGUUCUGGAGCUGAAAGUCAACUUCCCCGAAGCCCCCCUCAUCAUGGGGAACACUGUAGUGGGACCCAGCAUAAAAUUCAAAGAUGCAUUCUAUCCAGUUUUUAUAUCUCCACUUGGGCUUCCACAACUACACUUUGUGGACACCACAGAUGAUGGAGUGACAAUAGGUGCAGGGUACAGCCUGGCCCAGCUGACUGAUGCCUUACUCUUUACUGUUUUGGAGCAACCAGAAGAAAAGACUAAGACCUAUCGUGCUCUCCUGAAGCAUCUGAGGACAUUUGCAGGAGCUCAGAUUAGGAAUAUGGCAACUUUAGGAGGACAUGUGGUGAGCAGGCCUAAUUUUUCUGACCUAAAUCCCAUUUUAGCAGCAGGAAAUGCUACCAUCAAUCUGAGGUCCAAAGAAGGAAAACGACAGAUUCCUUUAAAUGGCCAUUUCCUUGAGAAAUUACCUGAAGCCGACCUUAAAUCAGAAGAGAUUGUGUUAUCUGUUUAUAUUCCCUACUCUACUCAGUAUUUUUUUGUCUCUAGUGGGAUUUUUGUUUCAGGACUCCGGCUGGCCCAACGUCAAGAGAAUGCCUUUGCCAUUGUUAAUGCCGGGAUGAGUGUAAAGUUUGAAGAGGGCACAAACACAAUCAAGGACCUUAAGAUGUUUUAUGGAGGCGUGGCUCCCACCGUUGUCUCUGCAAAUCAAACCUGUAAGCAGCUCAUUGGGAGCGGGUUUUCAGGAUCGGAGUACACUUUCCAAUUCACUCGUGCAGACAGCUGUUCCAUCUGGUUGGCUUUCCUGAUAUGGGAGUGGUGUAUCCAGCAAACCCUCAUCCUCAGCUUACUCUUCAAAUUCUACCUCAAAGUACAGCAAGGACUGAAUAAAAUCGAUCCCCAGAAGUUCCCUGAUAUCCCAGAAAAGUUCAUGAGUGCGCUAGAAGAUUUUCCUAUAGAGACACCCCAAGGACUUCAGAUGUUUGAGUGUGUGGAUCCCCACCAACCCCCACAAGAUCCAGGUGGCCACCCAGUCAUGCACCAGUCAGCCAUUAAACAUGCCACAGGAGAAGCUGUAUUUUGUGAUGACAUGCCCCCCAUCGCCCACGAACUCUUCCUGGCUGUAGUCACCAGCACCAGAGCACAUGCGAAAAUCAUGUCAAUUGAUACUUCAGAAGCCCUGGCAUUUCCAGGUGUUGUAGAUAUUAUAACAGCAGAGGAUGUUCCGGGAGAUAACUAACUUGGAGAGGUUUUCUAUGCACAGAAUAAGGUCAUUUGUGUGGGUCAGGUUGUCUGCACCGUGGCUGCAGAUACCUAUGCUCAUGCAAAAGAGGCAGUUCAGAAAGUGAAGAUCACCUAUGAGGACAUAGAACCAAGGAUUAUAACAAUAGAGCAAGCCCUAGAGCACAAUUCAUUUCUUUCUGUUGAGAAAAAAAUUGAGCAAGGAAAUGUGGAACAAGCCUUUAGAUCUGUUGAUCAAAUCAUUGAAGGUGAGGUCCAUGUUGAAGGACAAGAACAUUUUUACAUGGAACAAACUAUCCUGGCCAUCCCCAAACAAGAAGAUAAGGAAAUGAUGUUAUACCUCGGAACACAGUUUCCAAGUCACGUGCAGGAAUUUGUGGCUGCAGCACUAAACGUCCCAAGGAGUAGAAUCGCCUGCUGCAUGAAACGAGCUGGUGGAGCCUUUGGAGGGAAAGUGUCCAAGCCAUCGCUGCUGGGAGCUAUCACUGCCGUGGCUGCCAAUAAACUUGGCCGCCAAAUCCGAUUUAUUCUAGAGCGUGGUGAUGACAUGCUGAUAAUUGCUGGCCGCCAUCCACUCCUGGGCAAAUACAAAAUUGGAUUCAUGAACAACGGUGUGAUCAAAGCUGCUGAUGUUGAAUAUUACGUCAAUGGCGGAUGCACUCCUGAUGAGUCUAAGAUGGUAGUGGAGUUCCUUGUGCUGAAAUCUGAAAAUGCAUAUUAUAUUCCUAAUUUCCGGUGCCGGGGUAGAGCUUGCAAAACAAAUUUGCCGUCUAAUACAGCCUUUCGAGGAUACGGCUUCCCCGAGUCUGUGGUGGUGGUCGAAGCCUACAUAACUGCGGUGGCAUCCCAGUGUAACUUACUCCCUGAGAAGGUUAAAGAAAUAAACAUGUAUAAAAAGAUUAGCAAAACGGCCCAUAAGCAGAAAUUUAAUCCAGAGCCCUUGCAAAGAUGCUGGAAAGAAUGUUUGGAGAAGUCUUCAUUCUAUGACAGGAAAGUGGCUGCAGAGGAAUUUAACAAAAAGAAUUACUGGAAGAAGAGAGGUCUUGCUGCAGUGCCCAUGAAAUUUACCAUUGGCAUCCCCAUGGCCCAUUACAGUCAGGCUGCUGCUCUAGUGCACAUCUAUCUAGAUGGCUCUGUCUUGGUGACUCAUGGUGGCUGCGAAAUGGGACAAGGACUUUACACCAAAAUGAUUCAGGUGGCUAGUCGAGAACUGAACAUCCCCCAGUCAUACAUACACUCAUCUGAAACCAGCACAGUCACAGUGCCCAAUGCUGUCUUCACAGCAGGGUCGAUGGGGACAGACAUCAACAGGAAGGCUGUGCAGAAUGCUUGCCAAAUUCUUAUGGACCGCCUUCAGCCCAUCAUCAGUAAAAACCCUAAGGGGAAAUGGGAGGACUGGAUUGCAAAAGCCUUCCAAGAAUCCAUCAGUCUCUCAGCUACUGGAUAUUUCAAAGGCUACCAGACCAACAUGGACUGGGAGAAGGAGGAAGGUGACGCGUUCCCAUAUUACGUUUAUGGAGCAGCCUGCUCUGAGGUUGAGGUUGACUGUCUGACCGGAGCUCAUAAGCUCUUGAAGACUGAUAUCUUCAUGGAUGCUGCUUUUAGUAUAAACCCAGCCCUUGACAUUGGACAGAUUGAGGGAGCAUUUAUCCAAGGCAUGGGAUUUUACACCAUAGAAGAACUGAAAUACUCUCCGGAAGGUGUGCUUUAUUCUCGGGGCCCGGAUGACUACAAAAUCCCCACUGUCACUGAGAUUCCAGAGGAGAUCUGUGUCACCUUGGUGCAUUCCCAAAACCCCAUAGCCAUCUACUCUUCCAAGGGCUUGGGUGAGGCUGGAAUGUUCCUGGGAAGCUCUGUGUUUUUUGCCAUAAAUGAUGCAGUGACUGCUGCCCCCAGAGAGAGAGGAUUCACCAAGACCUUCACCUUGAGCAGCCCAGCAACUCCUGAGUUAAUUCGGAUGACCUGUGUGGAUCAGUUUACUGACAUAAUUCCCAGAGAUGACCCUUCAACAUUCACACCUUGGUCAAUCCAUGUGUCUUAA
Molecule: messenger RNA, 4038 nt
Organism: Orycteropus afer afer
Lineage: Eukaryota; Metazoa; Chordata; Mammalia; Tubulidentata; Orycteropodidae
Source: RefSeq, a predicted model, not a curated record